AUGUGGAACUUUGAACACCUCUCGGCCACGCCGAGGGCAGAGUCCCAAAUGAUAGCUUUCCGGGACACUUUGGAAAUUUGCAAGCUCGUGGAUUUGGGUUUCCUUGGAGUGCCCUUUUCCUAUGACAAUAAGCGAGGUGGCUCAGCUAAUGUGAAAGUAAGGUUGGACCGGGCAGUAGCUACGAACGAAUGGCGGAAUCUAUUCACCUUUGCUUCAGUUGAACACAUCCCCACGCCAUGCUCCGACCAUGUUAUGAUCUUUUUGAAAGGGGAGCCAGACCAAGAUCCUGUAGGAGGGAAGAGCCGGCGCUAUGAAAUAUUCUGGGAGAGGGAUUCGGCCCUACCAGAUAUCAUCAAAGAAGCGUGGGCUGCGGUUGGUGCAAUCAAUAAUAUGGCACAGUUGAGUGAUGCACUCAAAAGAACUAUGAGAACGCUGGGGGCAUGGAGCAAGAAGUUCGGCAACGUGACGAGGGAGCUUGCCAAGUCCCGAUCUCAGUUGGAGGAGCUCAUGAAUAUGAAUGCAGAUAGAGAAGACAUAAGAAGGAAUAUUUUUUCUGCUGAUACAUCUCUUAAUGCGUCUCCUGUUGUAGAUCUUUUUGAGCAAAUGGUGUCGGCUGAGGAUAAUGAAAAGUUGUGUGCUCCCUUCACGGAUAAGGAGAUCUCAGACGCCAUGUUUCAAAUUGGGCCCUUGAAGGCGCCGGGGCCGGAUGGGUUCCUGGCCAGAUUCUUUCAACGGAAUUGGGACAUUCCAGAGCAGAUAGACAGAAGAAUGGAGAGGAAGAAGAAGGGGUGGUUCGAGCGCAUCAAGAGGCUCUUCAUCUCCGAACCCAAGCAGAAACCCAAACCAGACAAGGUAUUGUCCCAAUCUCGUUUCUUAAGAUGGCUGGUAGGGAAGCUCAAGACCCAGCACUCGUUUGCCCUGCCAGCUCCGGAGCCGGAGCCGGCGACGGGUCAGAUUCAGAUAAGGCAGGCGGAGGAGGAGCAGAGCAAGCACGCAGUGGCGGUCGCGCUCGCCUCCGCAGCGGCCGCAGAGGCAGCCGUCGCGGCCGCCCACGCGGCCGCGGAGGUGGUCCGCCUCACAGGACCGCCCUCGCCGGCGCCGGCGCCGGCGCGUGAGGACGCCGCGUCUUCCGGCCACGAACUGUUCGCCGCCGUCGCGAUCCAGUCAGCCUACCGCGGAUACCUCGCGCGGAGGGCACUGCGCGCGCUCAAGGGCCUGGUGAGGCUGCAGGCGGUGAUCCGCGGGCAGGCGGUGCGGCGGAAGACGGCGGCGACGCUGCGGGGCCUCGAGUCGCUGGUCAAGAUCCAGGCCCGGCAGCGCGCCAGGGCCGACGUCGACCACGAGCACGACGGCGACGGCAUGGACGCCCUGCUGAGGAGUGGCCGGGAGCUGUACGCCGCCGCGCUGCAAGAGCAGCAGCAGAGCAGCCGGGGGUGGGACGGCAGCACCCUCUCCAAGGAAGAGAUGGGCGCCGUGAUGAAGAGCAGGGAGGAAGCCGCCAUCAAGCGCGUGCGCGCGCUGCAGUACGCCUCCAUCCAGAACGAGAAGAUCGGCAUCAGGAGGCAGCCCAUGUCCAGGGACGAGAUGGAGACGCUCAACCAGCGCUGGAGCUGGCUGGAGGAGUGGGUCGGCUCGCAGCCCUUCGACAAGGACGUGGCCGUCGACGUGGUCACCCACCCCCACCCGCCGCCGCCUCGCUCCAGGGACUCCCUCGCCUGCCUCGAGGACGACGACGACCAUGAUGACGACGGCUAUGGCAGGCGGCUCGGCUACUCGUCCAGGCGGUCCUUCGGCCGCGCCAGGCGCACGCCAGGGAGGGGGAGCGUCGACGACGGGCUGCAGGCCUGCUCGCCGGCGGUGGCUUUCCCGGGGUACAUGGCGUCCACGGCGUCCGCCAAGGCCAAGUUCCGGUCCAUGAGCACGCCCAAGGAGCGCUUCGCCGUGCCAUCCGACGCAUACUCGGAGCAGUGCUUCGCCGACCGCCUCAUGUCACCCAUCCCGUCCAUGUCGCCGAUGCCGUCCAUCGCCAGCGACAUGGGUUUUGCUCGCUCCAGCAGGCCGCCGGUUGCGCAGCGGUCGCCGCGUGUCAAGGGGGGGCCGAUGACGCCGUCGAGGAUCCGCUCCAGGAGGUCCCCCAGCCGCCACAGCUUCGGCUCUGAAGCCGCGCUGCACCAGAUGCAGAUGGAGCACUACACCCCUAUUCGCUAGACACAAACAAACUUCUUUGUAAUGUGACCAAUGCUGCCUUGUUUGGCGGGCUUGCUCUCUCUGGGUCUGACCAUGGAAACCUUCUCAAACUGACCGUGCUGUGCGAAUGCAAUAUGGAUCUGCAAACUUUCAAAAUGA
This is a messenger RNA of Triticum dicoccoides, 2346 nucleotides long. RefSeq lists its product as uncharacterized. The transcript has 7 exons. NCBI's taxonomy places the organism in Eukaryota, Viridiplantae, Streptophyta, Magnoliopsida, Poales, Poaceae. Gene Ontology annotation, molecular function: protein binding. The coding region runs from base 1 to 2208 and encodes 735 amino acids. The record is from RefSeq and is a predicted model, not a curated record.